Linepithema humile (Argentine ant) is the source of this 1498-nucleotide messenger RNA. It is a transcript of the gene MRG15, whose product is annotated as MORF-related gene 15. Lineage: Eukaryota; Metazoa; Arthropoda; Insecta; Hymenoptera; Formicidae. The record is from RefSeq and is a predicted model, not a curated record. Gene Ontology annotation, cellular component: NuA4 histone acetyltransferase complex; nucleus. Gene Ontology annotation, biological process: regulation of DNA-templated transcription; chromatin organization.
AACAAAUCCAGUGUUGAGUGGUGUUGAGUAUAGUCGACAUAACCAUCAAAACGUGCGGCAGUUGAGGAUACAUACUGUUUCGAAGAUAAUUGUGAGAGAUUAAUUGUUUUUUGUUAUUGCUAAUUUUUGAAUUAGUUAUGUAAUUGAUAAGACGCAAGAUAAUUUCCGUGUUAAUCGAAAUAACUCAAGACACAAAAAUGCCACCAAAAUGUAAAUUUCAAGAAGGCGAGAAAGUUCUGUGCUUUCAUGGGCCAUUGAUCUAUGAAGCAAAAUGUUUGAAGUCCUCCAUCACUAAGGAAAAGCAAGUCAGAUAUUUCAUUCAUUAUGCUGGUUGGAAUAAAAACUGGGAUGAAUGGGUCCCUGAAAGUAGAGUACUUAAGUACAAUGAGGCAAAUGUGCAGAGACAAAAGGAAGUUCAGAGAGCACACUCAAAUCAACAAUCUGCUCAAAAGAACAGAAAGGGAAGUACCACAGCUAAAACACAGGGGAGGAGAAGUGAAGGUACUAAAGAGAAAGAUACAGAUAGUCGGUCAAGCACUCCUGUUGCAACAUCUGAGAAAGGUAUUAGUCGUUUUAACAAGAGUACAAGUAGUACAGCAACAUCUUCAUCCUCUCAUGAUUCCGGAUCUGAACCUACGCGUAAAAAAAGAAGUCGAUUAGAACCAUCUGGUGAAACAGAAGAAUUUCUUACUAAAGUGGAAGUCAAGAUCAAGUUACCUGAAGAAUUGAAGUUUGUACUAAUAGAUGAAUCUGAAGUAAUACUGAAACAUCAUAAACUACCUGCAUUGCCUGUACAAAAUACAGUUGACAAAAUCUUAGACGAUUAUGUAGAGGCAAAAUCAUCUGGAAAAACAAAUGAUAUUAGGGAAAGUACAUUAGAAAUAACAAAAGGUAUUCGUGAAUAUUUUAACAUUACCUUAGGUCUUCAAUUGCUAUACAAAUGGGAAAGACCACAAUUUAUACAGAUAAUGAACGAUAAUCCAGAUACUUUGCCGAGUCAGCUGUAUGGAGCGUUUCAUCUACUUCGAUUGUUCGUGAGACUGGGCGGUAUGCUAUCUUAUACACCUUUAGACGAAAGGAGUAUACAAUUAUUGCUAUCGCAUUUUCAUGAAUUUUUACAAUAUUUACAAAAAAAUAAUGCUGAAUUCUUUAAUCUCCAACAAGAUUAUACGGAUCCACCACCAGAUUAUCAUCGGAAGUAUGGUUAAUCAGGAAAAUUAUUUUACAAAUUUACUUCUUUUCAUUAUACUUUGACAAAUGCAUUAGAUUUUUUUGAAAAAACGAUUUUAAUGACAUGCAUACGUGCGUGAGAAUCGCAUUAUUAUAAAUUAUUAUAAGUUACUAACAACUGUGUCAUUUCAAAUAGAUUUGGUAUAAUUUCAGCUAUAUUAUUAAAUAAAUUAAAACAGAAUAAGAUUUUGGUAUGUAGGAAAUACGUUCGUAUUUGUAAAAUAGCGAUCGUGUUUUACUCUUUUUUUGUUAUACUUUUUAUAGAUGU